Molecule: messenger RNA, 2901 nt
Organism: Oncorhynchus mykiss (rainbow trout)
Lineage: Eukaryota; Metazoa; Chordata; Actinopteri; Salmoniformes; Salmonidae
Product: partitioning defective 6 homolog gamma
Biological process (GO): establishment or maintenance of cell polarity; regulation of cellular localization; centrosome cycle
Cellular component (GO): cell cortex; apical plasma membrane; nucleus
Molecular function (GO): protein binding
Source: RefSeq, a predicted model, not a curated record
UCAGCCGGGAACAACACAGUUUUUUUAUGUGACAGAAGAAAGCAGUAAUUACUCCCGCAGAAGUACGGGAAAACGGCUUUGUAUGAAGAAGCGUAACUUUACGCACAGGCAGCAGACGGUGGAUCAAACUGAACCCACAGACGUAGUAGUCUACAACCCACACAGAACCCAGUGGGGUUCUGAAGAAUAAGAAAAUGAAUCGGAGUUUAAGUAAAUCGCAGUCUUCUUUGCAGUAUCGUGCGACAGUGGAAGUGAAAAGCAAAUAUGGAGCAGAGUUCAGAAGGUUUUCCCUUAGCCGUUCCAACCCCGGGGAGUUCCAAGAUUUCUACAAGCUCAUCCUGCGCCUGCACCGUCUAACCAGCAUCGAUGUCAUCAUUGGCUAUGCAGAUAUCCAGGGAGAGCUACUACCCGUCAACAACGAUGACAACUUCUGCAAGGCCGUGUCCACUGCUCCUACCUUACUGCGGAUCUUCAUACAGAGACAAGAGGAAGUAGACGACAAUACCUUCUGCCCCAAUGCCACUGUGACACGCCGGAGGAAGGUGCCAGCGAUCCCCCUGCCACGCGGCGACGUGAACCGCAAAAGGCCCACGGUCCACAUCAGCAGGCCGCAGGACUUCCGCCCCAUCUCGUCCAUUAUUGACACAGAUUUCCUGCCCGCAUCUCAGCGCCGGGUGCGCCUUUACCGCCAGGGCUCAGAGAGGCCCCUGGGGUUCUAUAUCCGGGAUGGGACCACUGUGAGGGUGACUCCCCACGGCCUGGAGAAGGUACCUGGGAUCUUCAUCUCACGGCUGGUCCCUGGAGGCCUGGCUGAGAGCACAGGGCUGCUGGCCAUCAACGACCAGGUGCUUGAGGUGAAUGGGAUUGAGGUGAUGGGCAAGGUGUUAGACCAGGUAACAGACAUGAUGAUCGCAAACAGUCACAAUCUUAUCAUCACGGUGAAGCCGGUGAACCAGCGUAAUAACAUAGUGCGUACCGGCAGCUGGAUGUCGGGGAUAAACUCAGGCAGUGUCAGCUCUUUAGACUACCAGAGUUACCACAGCAUGCCCAUCUGUCAGAGUUACCACAGCAUGCCCAUCUGUGUGGGAGCCUACAGCCUCACUGAUGACGAGCUGCAGAGCGACGAGGACUUGGACAUUGUGAUUGAGAGAAGACUCAGAAACUCAUCCCGUCGCUCCAGUGCCUCCACCUCCACAGCCUCCCGUUCCCAGGCUUGGUCCCAGCCCCAGCAGAGUCCUAGGCCUUCUCCUAGGCCAUCCACCCGACGCCCUCCCCGUCGGCCUUACUCUGUCAUCUCCUCAACCUCCUAUCACUCACAGCCCAGCCUCACUAACCUGAACCUCAGACUGAACCGAGACCUGACCCUGCAGCAGCACUACGGCAGCAGCCCAGCCAUCAGGGAGAUGAAUGGAGGUGUGUUUAACCACAGCAGCCUGCUCACCCUGAGGACAGAGCUACGACGCAGCCUGGUGCUACAGAGGGGAGGGGUGGAGGAGGACGGAAUGGUCAUCACCUUGUGAUUCUACAGUCAGAUUCUAGAACACUACAAACCACAGGGGGCUGCUGAGGGGAGGACGGAAUGGUCAUCACCUUGUGAUUCUACAGUCAGAUUCUAGAACACUACAAACCACAGGGAGGGGAGGACGGCACAUAAAAAUGGCCAGAAUUAAGUGAAUGGUAUGGUAUAAAACACGUGUUUGAUUAAACCACGUGUUUGAUGCAUUUGAUACCAUUCCACUCAUUCUGCUCCAGCCAUUACCACGAGCCUGUCCUCCCUAAUUAAGCCUUUGUUAUACCUUUUCAAUGCUUGAGACGGAGGAGACGUUUCUUAUUGGCUGGGUCCCAAAUGGCACAACAUUUCCUAUAUAGCGCACUGCUUUGACCUGGACCCUGGUCACAAGUAGUGCACUAUAAAGGGAAUAGGGUGUUGAUGAUACAUUGUGAAUUCAGGGAUCUGACCUUUUGAACCCACUUAAAUGUUGUCCCUCUCAGCGUCAGUCUCUCAGCACAUUUGAAACCACAAAGCGGAGCUCCUAAGUAUUUAAUAUGGAAAUAGUCAUGAAACACCAUUAUGUAUUAUUAGUAAAUCCAGUUCUGGCACUUGUUGUUAUACUGUGAAUGUGCAUGUCCUUUACAUGUACUGCUGAUGCAUUGUGUAGAGAGAUUGUAUUAUUAAAGCUACAGCACUGUUGUGGUUUUAUUAUGUCUCCCAAGUGGCACAGCGGUCUAAGUCACUGCAUCUCAGCGCUAGAGGCGUCACUACAGACCCUGGUUCGAUUCCAGACUGUAUCACAACCGGUCGUGAUUGGGAGUCCCAUAGGGCGGCGCACAAUUGGCCCGUCAUUGUAAAUAAGAAUUUGUCCUGAACUGACUUGCCUAGUUAAAUAAAGGUUAAAUAAAUAUGUCUAAUGCCAUUUAUGAGGAAUAAAUCCUUAACUAUCCCCUUAACAAAAUAUCAAGCCAUUAUGUGUGUCCCAAAUGUCAUUAUGAACUGUGUCAUUAUGAACUGUCAUUAUGAACUGUGUCAUUAUGAAUUCUGUCAUUAUGAACUGUGUCAUUAUGAAUUGUGUCAUUAUAAACUGUCAUUAUGAACUGUGUCAUUAUGAACUGUGUCAUUAUGAACUGUCAUUAUGAACUGUGUCAUUAUGAACUGUCAUUAUGAACUGUGUCAUUAUGAACUGUGACAGUAUGAACUGUGUCAUUAUGAACUGUGUCAUUAUGAACUGUGACAGUAUGAACUGUGUCAUUAUGAAUUGUGUCAUUAUGAACUGUGUCAUUAUGAACUGUGUCAUUAUGAACUGUGUCAUUAUGAAUUGUGUGAGCCACUGGCAUUUGUAUCUGUGAGUUUUCAGCCCUUCUGUCCACAUACUUUGAUUAAAGAGCAUGUGGGCUAAAUAUCAA